AUGCUUCAACUUAGCGCAGACGAUGACUUCCACUUUGAACUUCUUCGUGUGAUGUCUUUAGCUCCAUACGAAGGUGCUGAUGUCGGCGAAGUUCUUGUGGCGGCCAAGAAGAUUGAUCCUGGCAACUUCGAAAGCUUUUCCAAUGCCUUCUUUGAUCUUGCCACUCACGUCGACAAGACUGCAAGGAAUAUCGAUAAAGAAAAACACCCAGUCUCCGCAAGAAACGCCUUGUUCAGAGCUUCCAGCUACUACCGAUCCGCUGACUUCUUUUUGCACGGCAACUGGAGCGAUCCACGCAUCAAUUCUCUCUGGGACAAGCAGCUGAACGCAUUUGAUGCUGCUAUGGCUCUUCUCCCUGUCCCAGGCAAACGCAUAAACCUGCAAGCUAAGGACGGCAACUUUACGAUUCCUGCAAUUUUCUUUGGGACUGGGCUGACUGGCCCUCGGCCAACCAUCCUUAUGUGCAACGGCUACGACGGUUCCCAGGAAGAAAUGUAUCAUUUAAUCGGAAAGGCUGCUCUGGAGCGUGGAAUCAACGUCAUCACCUAUGAGGGACCAGGCCAGCCAACAGUCCGACGCGGUCAGAACAUUGGCUUCAUUUCCGAAUGGGAGAGAGUCGUCUCCCCUGUUGUCGAUUUCGCAAUCCAGCAUCCAGAGGUAGAUUCUGAGGCCAUCGGAUUGAUGGGGUACUCCUUUGGGGGUUAUCUUGCACCGAGAGCCGCAGCUUUUGAUGAACGCAUUGCUGCUGUAUUUGCCGUUGAUGGGCUAUAUGACUUUGGGAAGUCUGUGCUCAACCAGUUUCCUCGGGAAUUGAAAGACGUCUUUUAUUCAGGCGAUGCGGAUACGUUCAACUCGAUGAUAGAGGAGGCAGUUGCUCAGCCCUCCACUCCUACUAUCAUGCGCUGGGGCGUACAACAAGGCAUGUGGUCUUUCAACGCCAGGACACCAUUUGAAUGGAUGACCAGGGCCUUGGCGUGCAACCUGACGGAUGUGGCAGAUAAGAUCCAGCAACCGAUAUUCAUUGGCGAUGUGCAACUAGAAAAGUUCUUCCCUGGUCAAGCCAAGAUGCUGGCUGAUGCUAUUGGUUCCAACGCGCUGUAUCACUACUUUACCGCAGAUGAGGGCGCGGGAGAACACUGCUCGAUCGGUGCAUCUGUUCUGCAGGGCCAGGUACUGCUCGACUGGUUUGAAGAUGUGCUGAGCAAGGCCAACGAGUAA
Messenger RNA from Clonostachys rhizophaga, 1218 nucleotides. NCBI's taxonomy places the organism in Eukaryota, Fungi, Ascomycota, Sordariomycetes, Hypocreales, Bionectriaceae. The record is from the annotation of a GenBank genome assembly.